Periconia digitata is the source of this 1140-nucleotide messenger RNA. The record is from the annotation of a GenBank genome assembly. Lineage: Eukaryota; Fungi; Ascomycota; Dothideomycetes; Pleosporales; Periconiaceae.
AUGUAUAAGUAUGGGGGGAAGGGAGGUGGUUGUUUGUGGGGAUACAGAAGUUGCAGCGAUUUACAAAGAAAGAUUGUAGCCUUGUUCACACACUGCUUGUUGAAUUUUGAUUCGACUUUUUUUUGUUGCGUGUGGGUUGAUUUUUGUUUAACGUUCUUAUAUAUACGGUUACCUACCUGCCUACAUACCUACAUAGCUACACACAACAGCAAGCAGCAACAACAACAUUGUUAUAUUGCGACAAUGGCAUUCCCUCCUUACACGGGCUAUGCCUUCACGGGCCUGGACUCCCUCCACGCAGACAUCUACCCCGCCAUCUCCGCCGCUCAAACCCCGUCCCUCAAACAGCCCGGCAAAGCCGUCCUCGUGACCGGCGCAUCCCGCGGAAUCGGUCGAGCCAUCGCGAUACAGUAUGCGCACGCAAACGUAGCGACAAUCAUCCUCGCGGCGAGAUCCGCGGAUAAACUCGAGGAAGUGAAGAAGGAGAUUGAAGGGGUGAACGGCGAGGUCAAAGUGCUUGUGAAAGCGGUGGAUGUCACUAGUGUUGAGAGCGUCCAGGCGUUGGGGAAGGAGGUUGAGGGGGAAGUGGGGAGGUUGGAUGUACUUGUUAAUAAUGCUGGAGCGGCAGGAGCUUGGGUCCCCUUGGCAGAGUCGAAGCCAGAGGACUGGUGGUGGGAUUACGAAGUCAGCGUGAAAGCGCCUUAUCUGUUCAUGCAUGCGCUUUUGCCGUUGAUGGUGAAGACUGCGGAGAAACACGGUGGCAAAGCCGACAUCAUCAACAUGACCAGCGUCGGAGCACACGCCUUCAUCCCCGGUGCGUCGGCUUACCAUACGUGCAAGCUUGCGUCGCUCCGUCUCUCAGAGUUCGUGAAGGUGGAGUAUGGGGAUAAGGGGAUCAUUUGCGUAGGCAUGCAUCCCGGUGGUGUGCAGACGCAGAUUGCGGAGGGGAAGACGCAACUCGAGGGUUAUCUAAAUGAUACGCCCGAGUUGGCGGCAGGGUUCACUGUGUGGCUGACGGCCGAGAAUCGAGAGUGGCUGUCUGGAAGAUAUGUUGCUGCUCCGUGGGAUGUGGAGAAGCUGGAGAGCAUGAAGGAGGAGAUUGUCGACGGGGAUAAGCUGUUGGUCAGAAUGGUUGUUUAG